Molecule: messenger RNA, 1770 nt
Organism: Nicotiana attenuata
Lineage: Eukaryota; Viridiplantae; Streptophyta; Magnoliopsida; Solanales; Solanaceae
Product: dehydrogenase/reductase SDR family member on chromosome X-like
Exons: 12
Coding region: 425-1564 (379 amino acids)
Source: RefSeq, a predicted model, not a curated record
AACCUACCGGUCGCAUUUCGGCAACUUUACCAAAGGGUGUGAAAAUAACUCCGUAAAAUUGGAUGAUGCGACUAUAAAAUGACAUCGUAAAUUCGAACAAAGUCCUGUUGAGCGAGGAAUGUACCAAUACUGCUCCGCGUUUGUGAUCCCGCGAAAAUUUUGAUUUUACUUUUAAGGGAAAAAAAAAAAAAAAAGAAGAGGAGAAAUUACAAAUUUGAAAGACACACAUAUAUUACAUGUGCGCAAUUUCAGCACUCACACGAAAAGCACUCUCAGAAUUCCUUAAAAAAGACCUCGACUCCAUCACCACCGUCUUAAGGUCCAUUCUUAUUUCAAGCUCUUUGUUCAGGCUUCUGCAUUUUCGAGUUCUAAGGCUUUGCUGAUUAUAUAAAAAGGUAUAGACAACUUGUUCAGAGACGAUAAAAUGGGUGUAAAUGAGUUAAAGGAGGCUUUAAUCUUUCUCUGCAAAGGAGAAUUCUGGAGAAUGGCUGUUCUUUGGACUCUCUCUCUCAUCAUUUCCUACUUGCGGCUGUUUGCCCACAGCCUAUUCUUGGGAAAAUCCAAAUUCAGUGAUCGUUCUUCACCUUCACUGCCUACAACAUCAUCUGAUCCUGCUACUGCUUCUAUCAGAAAGCCUAUCUGCAUAAUUACCGGUGCCACAUCUGGUUUGGGUGCUGCAGCUGCCUAUGCCCUUGCUAAAGAAGGCUAUUAUGUUGUUCUUGCUGGAAGAUCUUUGCACUCGUUGUCAAAGAUUGUUUCUGAUAUCAAAGAACAGCUAGAUGAUGCUUGUGUAAAAGCUUUUCAGGUUGAUUUGUCAUCAUACAAGUCAAUCUUGAGCUUCAAACACUCCCUUCAACAGUGGCUGUUGGACUCAGACAUGCAUUGCUCUGUCCAGGUCCUAAUAAAUAAUGCUGGAAUCCUUGCGACAUCAUAUAGAAUCACUGCAGAGCAAUGUGAUCAGAUGAUGUCAACUAAUUAUAUUGGUCCAUUUUGUCUUACAAAACUGCUUUUGCCGCUUCUAGAACAGAGUCCUAUCCCUUCUCGUGUUGUUAAUGUUACAUCAUUCACGCAUCGGAAUGUGUCUAGCAUGGAGGUCACGGGAGAAACAAUAUCUGGGAAGUAUUUUUCAAAAUUAAGUUCCUACCCAUUUGCUCAUGUAUAUGAGUAUUCUAAAUUAUGCCUUCUGCUCUUGACAUAUGAGCUUCAUCGACGAGUUGGUCUGGUGGAGAAAUCUCAGAAUGUCUCUGUCAUUGCUGUAGAUCCUGGAGUAGUGAAAACCAACAUUAUGCGAGAAAUUCCUUCAUGCCUCUCAUGGUUGGCGUUUUCCGCUUCGAAACUUUUGGGGCUUUUGCAAUCUCCUGAAGUAGGAGUCCGCUCUGUUCUUGAUGCAGUUCAUGCGCCACCAGAAACCUCAGGAGUAUACUUCUUUGGAGGAAAUGGUAGAACUCUAAGAUCUUCUCAGCUUUCUUACAACUCCAAACUUGCAAAGGGUCUUUGGGAUACGUCGUCUCAAAUUCAUCUUGAAUUUCAGCUUGCUUCUCAAGGGAACUUGGAGAACAAUUAGAUGAACUAUUUCAGGGUCAAGCUUCAAAGAGUUGAUUCUCUUCUAUGGGCCAAGCUUGUGGAAAUUCUUCUCGAACUCAGGACUUCUGUCUACUCUGAUACCAUAUUAAAAUGUGUAGCCAUCCCAUCUAAAAGUUUAAACUGUUAAGGAGUAUACACUUUUCUUUAGUUAGUUAUGUUUUCAAUAAUAUUCAACCAAUUCCAACA